Molecule: messenger RNA, 1563 nt
Organism: Pollicipes pollicipes
Lineage: Eukaryota; Metazoa; Arthropoda; Thecostraca; Pollicipedomorpha; Pollicipedidae
Gene: Afti
Product: aftiphilin
Exons: 7
Coding region: 85-1563 (492 amino acids)
Biological process (GO): intracellular transport
Cellular component (GO): trans-Golgi network membrane; AP-1 adaptor complex
Molecular function (GO): clathrin binding
Source: RefSeq, a predicted model, not a curated record
UCGCCCUCGCCGACCCCCAGCGUCGGGGAGACGGACGCGGCGACGCACUUGGAGCGCCGCGGAGACGGAGAACAGUACGAGGAGAUGCCCGAUCUUGUGCUGCCAUCUAUCGAAAGAGAAUCGGAUUCGUCCCCCUCGGUGCUCGGCGAGCAGUCGGAUGAGGCAGGUGACAGUAUGUAUCAUCUUGAUAGUGUGGAGAUGGUUCGGCAAAGUGAGUUCCUGCGACAGGAGGAUGGCGAGGAGUGUGCUGAACUGGCGGGGAAUGAGCCAAGGAUAGAGAGUGACGGCUGUUACGGGCUGAGUGAUAGUGUGCCACAGUCGGAGCGCCCGCAGCAAGCAGAAGGGAAGCAAGGCCAGGACAGCUUUGGAUCGGACGACGGCUUCGACUGGACGAACAUGGUUCAGGACGAGGCUUCAGACCAUGCGGUCCCCUCUGGUCAAUUCGGAAACAUAGUGACUCCCGCUGAUGACCUUGAAAAUCUAAAGAGACCUGGUGAUAAGUCUGAAGACGUCCAAACAUCCGGUGAUGACUUUGGGGACUUUGCGGUGCCAACAGAUAAUCCUGACGACCUUGCAGUGCCGCCAGGCGAUUAUAGAGAUUUUGGCGCGUCCAAUGAUGAUUUCGGAGACUUCGCGGUGCCUUCGGACGACUUCGGGGAUUUCGCGGCACCUGCCGGUGCCCUGGCGUCGACAGAGGACGCAUUUGGCGAGUUCUCGGGCGGCGAUGGUGGGGAGCCGGCCGGCGGGUUCGCCGACUUCGGCGCCGUCUUCGCCGCGUCGCCACACGGCGAGCCGGCGUCGUCACCAGUUUCGCGGCAGCUGGCCGACCCGGCCGACUUUGGUGACGACGAGUUCGGCGACUUUGAGCGGUACCAGACGCCGACCCUGCCGGAGCCGACGCUCGCUGGAGACACGGAGGUGUUUACGGCCGUGCUAGCGGGCCUGUUCCCGCUGCUGGCCGAGGAGCGGGAGCCGGCUGCCACGCCGCUGGACUCCAGCGCCGUCUGGUACCAGCUGAGGGACGCAGAAGCCACGGCCGCCCUCCAGUAUCGCUGGAUUGGGUCGCGCGCCAACACCGACCUGCUGCGCGCACUGCGUGUGGACGCCAACAACAUUAUCAGUUUCGGCGGAUGGGGCGGCCGGGCGGCGGGCCUGUUCGCCGCAGGUCUGGACGGCGAGCCGAUGCAGCCGACCCGAGGUUCACCGCCCGAGCGCCGCCACGAGCAGCCGGCGCCGGCGCCACGCGAGGUUCCUCCAGCUGCUUUCGACUGGAACAGCUCCGGGCUGAAAAACCCGCUGGAGCCGGCAGAGCCGGGCUCCUACAGCCUGCUGGACCUGGACGUGUUUGAUACUAACAGCAGCCCGGCGGCGGCGCCUAACACGUUCCUCUCUUUUCCGGCCUGCUGGUCUUCCGUAGCUGUUGUCGGCAUGCUGGGGCUGGUGUCGCACCUCUCCACGGCCGGGCCGCCGCUCUCGGAGGAGGCCUCCCGCCUGCUGGCCCGCCUGCCCAACAUCGACUUCAUGCAGGCCAAGGUGCUCAUGUUCCCGGUGCGUGGCGACUGA